AUGGUUUUUUUCUUCACUUCGUCUACCACACAGCCCAUACCAUCAAAACCCGGUACAUUGCACGAUCCCUCUCCGCCAAAAAAGGAUCCGUAUCACCUCAUCUACUUCAUCCUCAACUACUUUUUCAUCGUCGUGGCGCCUGUAUUGCUUGCCGCUGGUAUCUACACCAUUCUAUCGGCAUUGAUCCCACGAGUAGGGACCAGGUAUUCAUUCCUACCCCCAAAGGUCAUCCUAGCCUUCUUCAUUACUUCAGAUGUCAUCUCAACAAUCGUCCAAGUCGCCGGGGCGUGUCUCAUUGGCAUUACAGAGUCGCGCCGGGAAGAUCCCACGACGGCGAACAAUAUCCUCUUGGGUGGCCUUGCGUACCAGGUCUUCGUUAUGAGUAUUUUCGUCAUCGUGGCGGCGAGCUUCCAGUUCCGAGCUCGGCGUGCUAUCAGAGCAAAUGGGCUGGGGCUCUUCUGCUUGGCUUUUUCAAUUUCGACCCUCAUGGUUUAUUUGAGAACUAUCUUCCGUCUUGCGGAAACUGGUCAGGGUCUUAUGGGAGAACUGCAAACCAAUGAGGUCUACUUCGCUUGUCUUGAAUUCGCGCCUAUUGCGCUAGUGGUUCUUCUCUUUGCUGUCUGGUAUCCUGGCCGCUGUGUAGGCGCAGUGGUGCGGGUUAAUGAUAAACCAUAG
Penicillium verrucosum is the source of this 675-nucleotide messenger RNA. RefSeq names its product RTA1 domain-containing protein. Lineage: Eukaryota; Fungi; Ascomycota; Eurotiomycetes; Eurotiales; Aspergillaceae. Gene Ontology annotation, cellular component: membrane. The coding region runs from base 1 to 675 and encodes 224 amino acids. The transcript has 2 exons. The record is from RefSeq and is a predicted model, not a curated record.